AUGCAUACCUCGAUCUAUCCCUCCCGCUUCCUCGCGCUCUCCCUCUUCAUCGUCUUCCCUCUCUACCUCGCCAUCCGUGGUUCUUCUUCCCUAUCUGACGUCGCUGUUGUCCUCUCCUCCCUAUCCUCGCGCGCCGAAGCUCUUCACAUCUCGCUCACUUCACCCAUUGCUGCCACUCCCGCGCCAACCAACCAAACCGUUGAAUCUUCCGGCGAGCCCGCAGGGUCCAAAAGCGGGAAGCAACAUAGACAAUCCUCCCUUCCCAAUGGACUGGCCCACGCCAUCACCUCCUUCGAGCAAUACCCCCUCCUCGCCGAGCGCGCGCUACACCGCAAGCACACACGGUACUCUAAGCAGACAUCCGCGCAGAAGGCCAUCAGCAACAAGCUCGGCUAUCCCACACACUUCGAGAAGGCCAGGCAGGGGAUCGAUGCCAACGCCCGGUUCACGGAACAGAUCGCUCAGAUCGCGAGGGCGCAUUACCACACCGGACCCCAGGCACUGGGGGACGAUGAAGACGCCGAGUUCGGUCUUGUAGACCUGGCUUUUGGACAUCUCUCGCGAGACUGGAGCCCACAGGGCGUCAAGGAGAGACUGGCGGUCUUCCCGCCUGUUCUGGCUGGGCUUCAGGAACACUUUGGCGAGCAUGGGAACGGGAAAAAUGUACUUGUGCCUGGAAGCGGCAUGGGCAGGCUGGCGAGCGACAUUGCUGAUUUAGGAUACAACGUCACAGCCAACGAGCUAGACUACGGGUCCAUCCUCGCCUACCACCUCCUCACGAACCACACGACCUCCCUCCACCAGUACACUUUGCACCCCUUCGUGACCAAAUGGACUCAUCAGGCCAACCCCUCCUCGCGCUACUCCGCCGUGACGGUACCGGACCACUGGCCAAACAAGACCGUCAAGCUCGUCGAAGGCGACUUCUUAGACAUGUUCCCCGAGGACGGCCAAUUCGACGCCGUCGUCACGCUGUUCUUCAUCGACAUCUCCAACAACGUGAUCGACUUCCUGAGCAACAUUCAUCGGCUGCUGAAGCCUGGCGGGGUUUGGGUCAACCUAGGACCGCUGAAAUGGGGCACCCACACCGCUCUCCAGCUCUCCGCGGAGGAAGUCCUCCAGCUAGCAGAUCUGCUUGGCUUCGACGUAGAUCAUACAUCGCGAAAGAGCGUCGACAGCCUGUAUGCUGAUCAGCCGGACACGUUGCUCAAGUUCACAUAUGUAACGCAAUUCUGGACGGCGACCAAGAGGGUGUAA
This is a messenger RNA of Colletotrichum gloeosporioides, 1257 nucleotides long. RefSeq names its product Carnosine N-methyltransferase. The coding region runs from base 1 to 1257 and encodes 418 amino acids. NCBI's taxonomy places the organism in Eukaryota, Fungi, Ascomycota, Sordariomycetes, Glomerellales, Glomerellaceae. The transcript is spliced from 4 exons. Gene Ontology annotation, molecular function: S-adenosylmethionine-dependent methyltransferase activity. The record is from RefSeq and is a predicted model, not a curated record.